UAAUUGUAAACAUCAAUUUCUUCUUUCUCUGAUCGGCUGUUCUGAGGGGCCCCCUCCCCAUAAAAUUCCAGACAGUGAGCCAGCUAUCCUUCCCUUGUCUUGGUGCAGGUUUGGCCACAGCUCAUCUCCCCAAACCUCAAUGGGAGUAAUGGGUAGUCCAUGAGCUCUUCGGUGAGGUAUAGACGAGUGAAAGACUUGGGAGAGGUCAUCAAGAUGUCUCGUGGGAGGUAUCAGAGCCAAGGUGGUGCCUUUGCUGGUCUUCUUGUGGUGUUGCUUCCUGUUUUCUGGCCACAACUCUUCUCUCCACUUGGUCACGCAUUGCCUUCGGUCUUCUCAGAAUGGAAAGCGCCUAAGCCAAGGCAUUUGCCUUUAAUAAGGGGAGCUUUAAACCGUCCAGUGAAUGGGGACCCUGACCUCUGGUCUCCCAUGCCUGACAAUGGAUGGAGACGUUGUGAUGAACCUCAAGCCACUCGAUCAUUAGACACACAAUCACAAGGGUUUAUCCAGAUUUUUCUCGAUGGAGGACUAAACCAACAGAGAAUGGGGAUAUGUGAUGCAGUUGCUGUGGCCAAGAUCUUGAAUGCAACCCUCGUCAUCCCUUAUCUUGAAGUUAAUCCUGUUUGGAAAGACUCAAGCUCAUUUGGUGACAUAUUUGAUGUGGAUCACUUCAUUGAUGCUCUCAAGGAUGACAUUAAAAUAGUAAGAGAAUUACCUGAUGAAUUUUCGUGGAGCACAAGAGAAUAUUAUGCUACAGGAAUUCGAGAUACAAGGGUUAAGUCAGCGCCUCUUCAUGCAUCAGCAAAUUGGUAUCUGGACAAUGUCUUACCCAUAUUGCAGAGUCAUGGUAUUGCUGCUAUUUCUCCUUUCUCCCAUCGGCUGGCUUUUGAUAACAUGCCCGUUCACAUCCAGCGGUUACGGUGUAAGGUUAACUUUCAAGCUUUGACUUUUGUCCCUCAUAUCAAAGCUUUGGGUGAUACCCUCGUUCAACGUCUUAAGUAUCAAGCUCGCAAAGAUGAAGAGGGCAAGUACAUUAGAGAGACCACUGAAAAAGUGUUGGAUGAGGGUUCUGGAAAAUUUGUUGUUCUACACCUUCGCUUUGACAAGGACAUGGCUGCUCAUUCUGCUUGUGAUUUUGGAGGUGGGAAAGCUGAGAAACUGGCACUUGCAAAAUAUCGUCAAGUGAUUUGGCAAGGAAGAGUCUUGAACUCCCAAUUUACAGAUGAGGAACUGAGGAGCAAAGGACGCUGCCCUUUGACACCAGAAGAGAUAGGAUUGCUGCUUGCAGCUUUAGGCUUCGACAACAGUACACGCCUUUAUCUUGCUUCUUACAAGGUGUAUGGUGGGGAAGCAAGAAUCUCAACACUGCGCAAGCUUUUCCCUUGGAUGGACGAUAAAAAGAGCUUGGCAUCAGAAGAGGAGCUAUCAAAGGUCGAAGGGAAAGCUUCUUUACUAGCUGCAGUUGAUUAUUAUGUGAGCAUGCAGAGUGAUAUAUUCAUUUCAGCAUCUCCAGGAAAUAUGCAUAAUGCACUGGUGGGACAUCGUUCUUAUGCAAAUUUGAAGACCAUUAGACCGAAUAUGGUGCUGUUGGGGCAACUGUUUCUGAACAAGAGCAUGGAAUGGAUUGACUUCCAGAAGGCUGUCGUCGAUGGGCACAAAAACAGACAAGGGGAGAUCAGGUUGCGGAAGCCAAAUCAAUCAAUAUAUACGUACCCUAUUCCAGAUUGUAUGUGCAGUUCGUAAUUCAUAGUUGGAUUCCUAUGGACCAGAGAAUCAUGCUUCUGUUGUUACUUCUUGCACCUAAUAAACAUCAUAUAGUAGCUUGUGUUGUAAAUCAUAUACGUUAAUUCUCUCUC
Molecule: messenger RNA, 1853 nt
Organism: Nymphaea colorata (pocket water lily)
Lineage: Eukaryota; Viridiplantae; Streptophyta; Magnoliopsida; Nymphaeales; Nymphaeaceae
Product: O-fucosyltransferase 31-like
Exons: 10
Coding region: 160-1740 (526 amino acids)
Source: RefSeq, a predicted model, not a curated record